AUGCCUAGAUUCUCCGUUGCUUUUAGCAAGCGGAAACCCGCUGCUGAUGUCGUCGAGAAUGUACCGGUGACAAACUCAGAAGCCCCAUCGUUCAGGGUGAUUGAACGAUCGGAGAUUCAAAACGGACGGUCAUUCGAUGGCGGUGCUCGAUUGGCUAGGGCGUCAAAGUCGUUUCCCAUCAAGACGAAUCACCUGGUCGACUUCGAGCAAGAGGAUAACAUGUUUGCUGAUCUCAAGGUCAAUCGGUAUGUCUUCUUUCUCAUCCUAUUUUCUCCCCCCAUUUCCCACCCUUUGCCAGUUGAACAUAUUCCUGGCGGAACACACCUUUUGAGCGCUUUUCCUUGCCACAAGAGUGUCCAUUGUCAAGCCUUUGCGGAUCUCGCCCCGAGUGCUAAUGACUACUCCUCCAGAGGCAGUAACAUAUCCAACACUACCAAAGGAACGUCGACCGACACCUCUUCAAGGCAUAGCAAUGCAUCUACCGCCCCGUCAUCCGCCGACAUGGGAGGCUCCAAUGGCUAUGAUGACAACCGACCACCGCCUAAAUCGGCACCACAGGAAGGUCCGAGCCGCAAUGGAUCCAAAUCCAUUGGCUCUGGCUUGCUGGACCGAGCAACCCGGACCUUUUCAUUUGGAGGACAAAAAAAGCACUCCAUCCCUCCACCCAAGCAGGACCCCAUUCCUGAUCUGCCUCCUGUCUUGAGCCUUGGUGGUGAGAAUCCUGGUGCUGGAAUUUCUAGGGGCAUGACGGCGUCCACAGCAAGCACAGCCACUCCAACCAACACCACUACUGGGAGCAGCGACACGGCCCCAGGGGGAGGAGGAGGAGGAGCGCUGGAUUUAGGCGGUGACUUUGGCUCCAUGUUCAAGAGCUUCGAUAAGAGAGCAAGCACGGCAACGCUGACGCUGGCUAACCAAGACUUGGCCGCUCCCAGAUCGUUGACUGGUAAUCGUUACGGACCACCUGGUCCCAUCAGUCCAGACACCAUGACGCCAACCGAGCCGCUCUUGAACCAGCGACACAGCCCAACAUACAGCGACGACACUCCGACAUCGCCUGCAUCUGUCCAAGACGAUGUGCCGCCACCCGUGCCUCGACAUGAACACCUCAAUUCGUUCAAGUACUCUAGCCGGCCCUCUGAUGUCGUAGAGGACGAAGAUGCAAAGCUGCUGCGUGAUUCUUUUAAGGCCAUGAAAUUCUUGUCUGAUCCCAAAGACAAACCACAAGGUCAUUCCUCACGCCCUCGUUAUGGGGAGGACUCAUUUACUGCGGUACCGUCGAAACCAAUUGCCUCGAACUUUGAAAAGGAGGAAAACAUGUUUGAAGGUAGUCUGUCCAGAGUCAAUCGAGUGUCCCACCGAUAUGCUCCACGGUCGUCGAAUCCUCCGCGCAAUAAAGUCAUGACUCCUGCACAGUUUGAAAAGUACCGACAGGACAAGGAAGGUCUGGGAACUGCCCAGCAGCUCAACAACAACAUCAAGCCGACGGCAAAAGUCGAGGAUGAUGAGGACGACGAAAUCAACUACGACGACGACGAAGAUGAGCAGGAAAAGUCUAAGCAGCAGACUCGGCAAAGGCGAAAGCAAGAGGCUCACAUGGCGGUUUAUAGGCAGCAAAUGAUGAAGGUUACGGGAGAAACCAAUGCAGCACCGCUACCCACGAGGCAGCCAGUCCGGCCUGGCAUGGUCCCGUCCUCUAGCGCACCGACCCUGAGCCACCUGAAGGCGCCAUCGCCAGAUCCCGCAGCGACAACGGGCACCUCAUCUGAAGAGGACGACGAGGACGUUCCGCUGGCCAUCCUUCAAGCUCACGGGUUCCCGACCAAGAACAGGCCGCCAACUCGCCUCAGCACGUCUGGAUCGAACCCGAACCUGCGAGCCUCAGUCGUGGGCAUGCCUGGUGUGCGUGCACCGUCCGCCAUGGGUGGCGAUUCAGCGUCCAUGAGCGGCCGGCGUCAUUCUACCCUCCCGGCGUUUGCGCGAAAUCUGCCUCAAGAUCCAUUUGUCGGGGCCAGCAUCGCUCGACCUGCCAUUAGAGAGUCACUGACUUUUGGUGGGGACGCCAGACAACCCUCGCCGCAGCCGCCGCAGGCUGGUCCCCUUCCACCGGGCGGCCUCGUUGGUGUGAUCGCCAACGAGGAGCGGUCACGAGCAAUGCGUCGCGGUAGCCCUAGCAUUGACCAUAACAAGUUGAUUGGCGGUGCAAUGAACGCCGGCAAUGGCAAUGUUGGAUACGACCCGUUUGCCGCCAUGCCUCCUCACAUGAUGUACCAGCAGGGUGGCGGGAUGCCAGGCAUGCACGGCAUGCCGCAAAUGCACCAGAUGCCACAGCCGCCUAUGUUGACUCCAGGUGACCAGGCGCAAAUUCAAAUGACGCAUCAAAUGCAGCAGUUUAUGCAGAUGCAGAUGCAGUUUAUGCAAAUGAUGGCGGGAAAUCCAAACGGCGGCGGAGCUCCCCAAAUGCAGCAGCAGCAGCCUCCGAUGCAGCCCUCUUAUGGUGGCCAUAUGCCGGGAAAUCAGUCCAUGGGAGAUCUCUCACGCCACUCAUUGAUGAUUGACCCCAUGAUGGAACCUCGCCGAAUGGAUCACGGUAUGCGUACCAUGAGUAUGGUGCAGCCGAGCUCGGCUUCCUUUAUGGCGCCUGGUGGUCGACAGGGGCCGCCAUCUAUUCGUGGAUCCGGCGGCCAUGGCACCUACUCACCCUCUAUCGCCCCUUCAGAAAGAAGCAAUGUUGGCCUGCCCGGACGAUAUAGACCGGUAUCUCAGGCACCGGCUGCAGCGGCUCCUCUUCCGGGGCAGCACGUGCGGUCAAACACAAUGUCUGGCGGGCUAUCCCUCUCCAAUUGGAGCGACGACAAGAGCAAGUCGACUGUGAAGCUCAUGGCCAACUCUCGCGAUGGCUCAGACGACGACGACGAGCAAGGCUGGGAAGCCAUGAAGACCAAGAGAGAGAAGAAGCGAUCCAUUUGGAGGACCAAGCGGAACACCGCCAAUGAGCUAAACAUUGCCUUUUGA
Pochonia chlamydosporia 170 is the source of this 3015-nucleotide messenger RNA. RefSeq lists its product as hypothetical. NCBI's taxonomy places the organism in Eukaryota, Fungi, Ascomycota, Sordariomycetes, Hypocreales, Clavicipitaceae. The coding region runs from base 1 to 3015 and encodes 1004 amino acids. The transcript has a single exon. The record is from RefSeq and is a predicted model, not a curated record.